Molecule: messenger RNA, 931 nt
Organism: Rosa rugosa (rugosa rose)
Lineage: Eukaryota; Viridiplantae; Streptophyta; Magnoliopsida; Rosales; Rosaceae
Exons: 7
Coding region: 167-694 (175 amino acids)
Molecular function (GO): calcium ion binding
Source: RefSeq, a predicted model, not a curated record
CACUUCCCAAGACCAAACAAUGUCUGUUUUUCCAGUCUAUCGAUGUUGACAAGGUAAGGCCCUUAUCUUUAUAUUCUCCCAAAACAAAUCGUAGCUAAGCUUCCAGCCAAUUCAUCUUUCACGGCUCAGCAUCCUAGAAGAUAAAGAAACAAUUCUGUGAGGAGGAAUGGGAAGUACCUCAUCGAUGCUAACUCAGUAUGACAUUGAAGAAGUACAGGAGCACUGCCAUAAUCUAUUUUCCCAGCAAGAAAUUGUAUCCUUGUAUAAAAGAUUUUGUCAGCUUGAUCGGAAUGCAAAGGGUUUCAUCUCAUCUGAUGAAUUCUUAUCAGUACCCGAGUUAGCAACGAAUCCAAUAUCUCAGAGGCUGCUUAAGAUGGUGGAAGGUUUGAACUUUAAGGACUUUGUGGCUUUCUUGUCUGCGUUUAGUGCUAGAGCUACUAUGCAGCAGAAAAUUGAAUUUAUUUUCAAGGUAUAUGAUUCAGACCGCAAUGGAAAGGUGUCUUUCAAUGAUAUAUUAGAAGUGCUCCGGGAUAUGUCUGGUUCAUUUAUGUCUGACGAGCAAAGAGAGAAAGUGUUGACCCAAGUCUUGCAAGAAUCAGGAUAUUCAAGGGGAUCUUAUUUGACAUUAGAUGACUUCAGUAAGGUUCUUGGCGGUCAUGGCCUGAAAAUGGAGGUUGAGGUGCCAAUUGACUAAGUUUAGCUGGUCUUUUCUUAGAUAUAUAUUUUUAGUUUUUCUAUCUUGUUUUCCCUGCAUCCGGUGAAGAUGAAGUGGAGGCUUGAAAUGUCUGCAUCCCUGUAGAACCAAUUAGAUAAGAUACUUUGUCCACCUGUAUCUACGCUUCUCUUUGCUGUUUGCUCUUGUUAUCUCCCAAUAUAAACAAAUAAAGAGCAAGCAACCCGAGUAUAUAUAUUUCAAGUCUCCUCUCCUGUA